AUGAUAAUUACAACAUGGAUUGUGUACAUUCUCGCCCGGAAAGGUGCCGGGUUCCCCUUCCCACCAAAAGUCAGUUCGGACGUGGAAGUUGUGGAGAGCGAGGCUGUGUCUGUAGUACAGCACUGGUUGAAAAAGACUGAAGAAGAGGCUUCCCAGGACAUAAAGGAGAAGAUGUCCACCAACUGCCCUCCCACGCAUGGCCAAGAUGUACAUGUGACCAGAGACGUGGUGAAGCACCACCUCUCAAAGUCUGAUUUGUUAACAAACCAGAGUCAGGAGGUCCUGGAGGAAAGAACAAGAAUCCAGUUCAUAAGAUGGAGCCAUACCCGUAUCUUCCAAGUGCCAAGCGAGGUGAGAAAUGAUGCCAUGCGAGAACGGAUAGAGCAGGUGAGACGAAGCAUAUGCCAUCUUAUGGAUGAAGCAUCUCAGGAGCUUCACAGGAGAAAUUCCUACUCAGACUGCUGAGAGCAGCA
This is a messenger RNA of Balaenoptera ricei (Rice's whale), 473 nucleotides long. It is a transcript of the gene SPATA19, whose product is annotated as spermatogenesis associated 19. The transcript is spliced from 6 exons. Bases 1 to 465 code for a protein of 154 amino acids. Lineage: Eukaryota; Metazoa; Chordata; Mammalia; Artiodactyla; Balaenopteridae. The record is from RefSeq and is a predicted model, not a curated record.